AUGGCAACAGACAUCGAAGGUGCUGCCCGGAGUCUGGUCAGCUCCAUGGCCAAGUCGGCCGGGAGUAAAGCUGGAACAUGUACACUGUCCGUCUCUGUAUACGACACCGCCUGGGUUGCAAUGGUUGACAAACAGGUAAACGGGGGCUCGGUUCCCCUAUUCCCCGAGUGCUUUCAGUGUCUCUUGGACGCCCAACUACCAGAUGGCAGUUGGGAAUCAUACGCCGGCACAGUAGAUGGCAUUUUAAACACAAUGGCAGCAUUGCUGGCCUUGAAGAAGAGAUGCAAUGGAACCCGCGGGUUACCCAACAUAGACUUGAAGUCACGGUGUUUCAGGGCGGAGACUGCCUUGAGACUCAUGUUUGAACGCUGGGACAUUACUCAAUGCGACCGCGUUGGUUUCGAGAUGGUGAUCCCUUCUCUGUUGAGACUACUUGAGCAGCACAAUACACAGAUUGACUUCUCUGGGCGCGAGCUGCUCAUGCAAAUGCAUGACGAGAAGAUGUCGGGGCUAUACACGCGGCUGAGUGGGCGCGGUCAAACGACCCUGAUUCACUCGCUAGAGGCUUUCGUCGGGAGACUUGAUUACGGCGAGAUGAAGCAUUACCUGUCGCCGGGCGGGAGCAUGAUGGGCUCACCAUCGUCCACUGCAGCGUAUCUCAUGUUCUCGCCGUCCUGGGACGAAAGGGCGGAGGCGUACCUUCGUCUUGUCACUCACACGCCGAGUCACGCCCGGCAGAAAGGAGGAGUGCCAUUUGCAUUCCCUACCACCAUUUUCGAGCUCUCCUGGGUCACCGUCACGUUGUUGGAAGCUGGCUUUACUGUACAGGAUCUGGGUGAGAGCAAUGUUGGAAUUGUCAAGGACUUCUUGAGCGAGAAUCUCCGUCUAAACAACGGCCUUGCUAGCUUCGCACCAAACUUGCUUCCGGAUGCUGACGAUACUGUCAUGGCUCUGUCGGCAGUCUACCUCCUAGGAGAGAGGGUCAGCCUGAAGCCCCUGUUUGAGACAUUUGAGGUCCCGACACAUUUCCGCACGUACGAAGGAGAGAGGAACCCCAGUCUUUCGGUCAACUGCAACGUACUGCUCUGCCUUCUGCGACGUCAUGAUGUCUACCGCUAUACGGCGAAAGUGGCAAAAGUAGCAUCGUAUUUGACAGAGGCUUGGGACGGGCCUCUCUUCAAGGACAAAUGGAACGAGUCGGAGCAGUACCUCACGAUGCUUCUCGCCAAGGCCCUUGUCCUGUUGCUUGCUCGCCGUCGGGCAAAUGAGUUGGAUGGGCUCCUGAUAGGGGAUCUGAUGGUAGAGGAGCAAAUUCCAGCGAUGCUCCUCGACAUUGUGAAUCGUCUCUUUUGCAGCCAAGAAAAGAACGGAUCGUGGGAAUCAAAGCACGAAGUCACGGCGUACGCUCUCCUGGCGCUGGUGGCACUGGCCGACCACCCUUGGAUGCCCGCAGUCGACCAGGAGCUACGUCUGCGUCUACGCAGAGGCAGAGACUAUCUUCAGAAGUCCCAGAGCUCUUGGGGUCAAGGGAACCAUGUCUGGAUAGGGAAAGUUGCUUUUUCUGUCUCCAACUUUUCUGCUGCCUAUUGUCUGGCGGCUGUGAAAGCCACCCAGCAGCUGUGCCUCGGAUUUCCAGCAGCUAGACAGGAUUAG
This is a messenger RNA of Metarhizium album ARSEF 1941, 1653 nucleotides long. Its product is annotated as Terpenoid cylases/protein prenyltransferase alpha-alpha toroid. The transcript has 4 exons. The coding region runs from base 1 to 1653 and encodes 550 amino acids. Gene Ontology annotation, biological process: diterpenoid biosynthetic process. Gene Ontology annotation, molecular function: magnesium ion binding; terpene synthase activity. NCBI's taxonomy places the organism in Eukaryota, Fungi, Ascomycota, Sordariomycetes, Hypocreales, Clavicipitaceae. The record is from RefSeq and is a predicted model, not a curated record.